AUGUUCAAGCAAGUAAGCGAAUGUUUACGCGGCGGGUAUUUCAAAUUGUUAUGCUCACUCCUGUGGCUCACUCUGACGGGGACCGGUCGUGGCGAGGCCAAACUCUCACAAUCUACCACUACUUGCGAGGAAUUCGAACGGGCCGCGCCAUUUAAUUCUUAUGAUAUUACGGAAUCUAAGUGGAAAAUCAUAUACUUCUGCUCAGAAACGACUGAACUUAGAUCAAUAAUAUUCUCACUAAUCGAUAAAAAGACACUAAAUAAAUUCGAAACUGUUGUGGACGCUGUCCAACCAGAUUUAAAUCCAGAAUGGCACAAGGCGACUCUGAUGAUGGAACCACGGCCGGUGUACAAGUGCUGCUCCUUUACAUGGGCACACCAGAGGCAUUUCAAGGAAUUGUCAAAAUGGAACAUCGCAAUAAAGGACGCUCAUAUCCGCCACCGCACAUAAAGCUCGCUGAUUUGCGAUUUAAAUUAGUGG
Messenger RNA from Maniola jurtina (meadow brown), 480 nucleotides. RefSeq lists its product as uncharacterized. Bases 1 to 450 code for a protein of 149 amino acids. NCBI's taxonomy places the organism in Eukaryota, Metazoa, Arthropoda, Insecta, Lepidoptera, Nymphalidae. The record is from RefSeq and is a predicted model, not a curated record. The transcript has 4 exons.